Messenger RNA from Miscanthus lutarioriparius, 576 nucleotides. The record is from the annotation of a GenBank genome assembly. NCBI's taxonomy places the organism in Eukaryota, Viridiplantae, Streptophyta, Magnoliopsida, Poales, Poaceae.
AUGGCAAUCGCCGGGCAGUGCUCCUCCUGCUACUAUACGUCACCCACGCUGCAGUUCCAGCUCCACCGACGGCACGGCCACCUGCCGCAGCAGCCCCAAGCCGCACGAAGAGCGCGGUGGCCGAGGUUGCAGGUGGCCGCAGUUGCCGGCGGCGGGUCCAUCAAGGCGGCCACGGACGCCGAGUUCUUCCAGCCCUCCGACACCAGGCCCAUCAUGCUCUUCGACGGCGUCUGCAACCUCUGCAACGGGGGCGUCCGGUUCGUGCGGGAGCACGACCCCAACAGGAGCAUCAGGUACGUGCCGCUGCAGAGCGAGUCCGGAAGGAAGCUCCUGCAGAGGUCAGGGAGGUCCCCUGACGACAUCUCCAGUGUUGUUCUCGUCGAGAAAGACAGGUCUUUCAUCAAGUCUGAAGCAGUGCUGAGGAUAAUGGAGUACCUCAACCUGCCCUUCCCGCAGCUUGCCAUCUUCCUCAACUUUUUCCCUCUGUUCUUGAGGGACUUCAUGUACGAUAAUGUUGCGAACAACAGGUACGCCAUGUUUGGCCGCUCCGAAACAGAAGCAUGUGAGAUACUGUAA